CCACCACCACCACCAUGUCCGAAGCAGGCCCAUCACGCCGCAGGCACGAGGCCGAGACGCAGACACAGACCCAGUCGGCGACGAUGAACGGCACGCGCAAGCGCCGCCGCAAGACGCUCGGCGACGACGUGUUUGCGCGCCAGGAUCCAGAGGAAGUCGAGCGCAUGGCGCAGGGAUACCGCGACCUGCAGCACACGGCUGAUGACCUCAAGGCGAACAUUGAGAACACCAAGGUUGCCGACCUGAGCCGCGUGAUCGGCGAGUCGUCCAAGCUGUUCAAGAAUGUCAAGGACACGACGCUCGCGAGUGCAGACGCGCGCCUUAUGGCAACGACUGCCGAGACGGCAGCCACGCUUGCACGGCGCAUGAAGCUGAGCAGCUCGGCAUUCGACGUCGACUUGUACCUCACUCGUGUACAGCUCCAACUCGGCCUCAACCGCCCCGAGGUUGAAGACCUCGACGAUGACGACGACGAGGACCAGCGUCAGCGCAAUCGCGAUCGCGCUCGGCGAGGAAGGCUGGGCGACUGGGAGAAGAUUGGCUGGAUGGCGGCCAAGCUCUACCGCCGCGUGCCGGGCAUCGAGUUCAUGUAUGGCCCGCUGAGCGUCGAGCACAAGAAGCGGCCGGCGACGAAACGCGCCCCACGGCAGGCGUUGGCGGCAGAGACGCGCCCAGAGGAGAUCCAGACCCAGCGUAACGGUCCAGCACCAAAAGACAUCACCACAGCUAAUGUGCGUACGGUCGCGAAUGCGCUCAACGAGGUGGACCCCGAUCGCGAGGGCAUCAACUUUUUCCGCUUCGUCAUCAACCCCAACAGCUUUUCGCAGACGGUCGAGAAUGUGUUUUACGCGAGCUUCCUGGCCAAGGAGCAGCGUCUAGAGAUUGAGGUGAAGAAUGAUGGCGAGAUCAUUGCUCGCGCUCGUGACCCGCCCGGGGACGACACGGACCACAGCGAGGCAAGCAACCAGGCGGUGAUUGAGCUCGACAUGGCCACGUGGGAGGACGCUAUCGAGGUGUUCAAGAUCAAGGACUCGAUCAUCCCCAACCGCGAGGCGCUGCAGACACAGGGGGCGUCGGGGCGGUGGACGGCGUACUAG
Molecule: messenger RNA, 1097 nt
Organism: Vanrija pseudolonga
Lineage: Eukaryota; Fungi; Basidiomycota; Tremellomycetes; Trichosporonales; Trichosporonaceae
Gene: nse4
Product: Non-structural maintenance of chromosome0 element 4
Exons: 6
Coding region: 15-1097 (360 amino acids)
Biological process (GO): DNA repair
Cellular component (GO): nucleus; Smc5-Smc6 complex
Source: RefSeq, a predicted model, not a curated record